GUAAAAAUAGGGAUAAUAUUAUAUUGAUCUUCAUUCAAAGUAGACCACUACGACUACUUCUAAGUUCAACUACAAUAUAUAUAAGCUAUAGAUCUUCGCGCUGAUUGUGAGUGGUUUGUUCUAGUCGUACUAUCAAGAAGAUUGGUUGUACUUGUACAGUGCAUGAUCUUAUCAAUGAUUUAUCAUCUCAUACUUCACUCCACCAUGAUCAAGAAUAUCUGAAUAGUGGUAUGUGUUAAUGUACUAAAAAAAUCGACUGCUCACCAGGGCGGUCGUUUUUUUUGAAAUUAUAGUACUAUUUUUCUUCAGGAGGAUUGCAGAACGACCCCUACUUUUACAAGAUUUAACAGCAGUUGUAUGAUCACUUCGAUCACUACAACUUUACUCUCCUUUAAGUGCCCCUCCUCGUCCUCCUGAAGAUGGCCGUUUCAACUUCAGUAGCAGUGUCAGUCUCAUCACGAUCACUUUCCUCAGAGGAAAUAAUCGGCCUACUACAACUCUAUUUAUUGAAAAUAGGAGAAGACAAAGACUCAUGGCGCUCUAUUUGAAAAUAAGAGAAACGCCAACGCGAAGAUGAACUAGACCUACUUUGCUUGUAACAAAUUUCUGGUGCUGGUGAAGAUACUUAUAUAUCACCAUGAUCAUCUUCCCGCAAUACCAAUUUGGUAUUGACAUGUAUAAAUUUUAUCAGAAUAAUAUUUCCACCAAUGGACGAGGGUACUAAAACUGUGAAUUAUUGAUAAGUUACUGUAACUACAACUAAAACAAAACGAGAAGUUACAGCUGCUCGAUUUAAGGGACUUUGGAAUGUUGAUACAGUAUUCUCUUCUUUGUUGAUAGAUUCUGGGGAGAUGAAGGGACAAUAUCCGCGCCUAUGAGAGGAUCUCUCAACAGAAUUAUCUUUUUCUCCGACUGAUAAGCCGUAUCAAUCUGAAAGUGAAAUUAAUUUAAGUCUUCAUGAAACUUUUACAACCACUAAAAAUAUUCGUUAUCGUUACUUUGAACAACAAAUUCCAGCACGCAGCCGACCCUGACGCUAAUCGUCUUUCCUCGCGGAAAGAACAACAAACAAAUGGCAAGUACAAAAUUAAGACUGAUAAAAAGAUUCGACGUGAAAAAGGAACAUUUUUUUCGAACUUCUCUCUCCUGGAUACCGCGAAAACCAUGAUGAUGACGCAGAUCAUUAUAACUUCAAGAGUUGUUUUAGUUUUUGUUGUGAGCAGGGGCAGGGCUGCUUGA
Messenger RNA from Amoebophrya sp. A25, 1239 nucleotides. NCBI's taxonomy places the organism in Eukaryota, Dinophyceae, Syndiniales, Amoebophryaceae. The record is from the annotation of a GenBank genome assembly.